Carcharodon carcharias (great white shark) is the source of this 2327-nucleotide messenger RNA. RefSeq names its product arginyl-tRNA synthetase 2, mitochondrial (gene rars2). The transcript has 20 exons. Bases 163 to 1899 code for a protein of 578 amino acids. Gene Ontology annotation, cellular component: cytoplasm; mitochondrion. Gene Ontology annotation, molecular function: ATP binding; arginine-tRNA ligase activity. Gene Ontology annotation, biological process: mitochondrial translation; arginyl-tRNA aminoacylation. Lineage: Eukaryota; Metazoa; Chordata; Chondrichthyes; Lamniformes; Lamnidae. The record is from RefSeq and is a predicted model, not a curated record.
GGCGGAGUCUGCAGCACGGCGCGUGUGAGUUGCUGCUUUACGGGGCAGCCGCAGGCAGAAGUUGUGAGUUUGCAGAUCCGAGUAGCUGAAUGGCAUAAGCGCUGUAGAAGGCAGGGAAUUGAAUGUGGAUUUCUGAAUUUUAGUUCUCAGGCAAAUGAUGGUAUGGCUUGUCUUUUCCGAAGGUCUAUAGCAGCUCAGCUUUCCAGAAUUCUGGGGACAUCUACAGAGAAGCUUAUUCCCAUGGUGUCAGCUGUUCCUGUCUCCAAGAAACAGCAGACCCUAGAUUUUCGGGUAUCGGUGAGCUCUCUGCUGGUGGACGGCUGUUUAAAAUUUGGAUCAACAGUCCAGAGUCAAGCAAAGCAAUUGUCUGCACAGUUAACUUGUGAUGAUGUGGUUACUGAGAUUGCUGUUGGGAAAGGAACCAUUAAUUUCAAAGUGAACCGAUCUUUACUUGCUGAGAUUGUAAUGCAAGAAAUUUCUAAGAAGGGUUCAAAAUAUGGAAUAGAGAGUGAACUCUUCCAAGGUUACCCCUGUGGGCGAGUUAUAGUGGAAUUUAGUUCACCAAAUAUUGCAAAAAAAUUUCAUGCCGGACACUUGCGUUCAACAAUUAUAGGUAACUUCAUAGCUAACCUAAAGCAAGCUUUGGGAAAUGAUGUGAUCAGGAUCAACUACCUUGGAGACUGGGGAAUGCAGUUUGGAUUGCUAGGAGCAGGAUUUCAACUGUUUGGCUCAGAAGUGAAACUGAAAGCAAAUCCAUUACAGCAUCUUUUUGAAGUUUAUGUUGAAGCAAACAAAAUGGCAGAGAACAAUGAAGAUAUUCAGAAAGCAGCACAAGUAUUCUUCAAGAAACUGGAGGGAGGGGACAAACACACCUUGUCGUUGUGGGAACAGUUCAGAUCCAUAAGCAUUGAAGAAUACGAAAAAAUUUAUCAGCGGCUUGGUGUGCAUUUUGAUGAGUACUCUGGAGAAUCAUUGUACCAAGAUAAAGCACAGGAGGUUCUAUGGCUGAUGGAUCAGAAAGGACUGCUCAAGAAAACAAAGCAAGGAACUGGAGUGGUUGAUCUUUCAGCAAAUGAUGAUCUCUCUGUUUAUGCCAAAAUGGUUCGUUGUGAUGGGACGUCCCUCUACUUGACCAGAGAUGUUGCGGCUGCUGUAGAUCGAAUGAAGGAAUACAAUUUUGACCAAAUGAUUUAUGUGACAGAUAAACAACAGUGUACUCAUUUUCAGCAACUGUUUGAAAUACUGAAAAUCAUGGGCUACAACUGGACUGAACGCUGUCAGCAUGUUCCCUUCGGGUUAGUUAAGGGGAUGAAGACCCGAAAAGGAGAUGUCGUCUUUCUCGAAGAUGUUCUAAAUGAAGCCCGCCUCAGAAUGUUGCAAAACAUGGCUGCCUCAAGGACAACAAAAGAACUAGAGGACCCUGAAGAUACAGCUGAAAAAGUGGGUGUGGCUGCACUUAUUAUUCAGGACUUCAAAGGUCCCCUUUUGUCUGAUUAUGAAUUCGACUGGGAUCGUGUCUUACAGAGCCAGGGAGAUACCGGAGUGUUCCUACAAUACACUCAUGCAAGGCUGUGUAGUUUGCAGAGAACAUGUCAAAAUGAUGUACAGGCGCAGUUCAACCCAGCUUAUUUACAAGAUCCUCAGGCAAUUACUUUACUACAGCAUCUCCUCAGGUACGAUGAAGUUCUGUACCAAGUUUCAGAGGACCUCCAACCUAAACAUCUUGUUAACUACCUGAUAAUGUUGAGCCGUCUUGCUUCUAUAGCUCAUAGGACUCUGCACGUUAAGGGCAGCUUACCUAAAGUAGCAACGGCAAGAUUUCUACUUUUCAAGGGAACUGCUUCUGUACUAGCCAAUGGAAUGAAGCUGCUUGGUAUAACUCCAGUGGAGAAGAUGUGAUGAAACACUUGCUUUUAUAUUCUAGCCAAUUUAAUGACUCUACUCAACAUAACUUAAGUAAAGAUAUGAUUAAGCACACAAAAGCUGAUUAAACCCAAAGUAAACUUUGUUUUUAUCUGAGUACCCACAAGGAAGAAGGAAAAACAAGAUGGAAGACUGAAACUGCCCUUGUACAACAUGCAGCAGAGAGCAGUUGUCCCUAUAACUCAGCUCCGUGCAGUGCGUGGCCCACGGUCCAGAAGGGAGAAAAAUGAAGAGCAGAGAAUAACCUGCCUGGUUUCAGACAGCCUAUUUCACAGAACCAGGAUCAUAAUAAAUAGGAGCAAGUGCAGGCAUUUCGGCCCAUCAAGCCCACUCUGCCAUUUAGUAAGGUCAUGACUCAUCUGAUUGUGGCCUUAACAGCGCUGUCUCGCCUGUUCCCCAUAACC